GCUGAAACUGCGACUGCGACUGCGUCGACGCCGUCCAUCGCCAUCGUCCGCGCGUCGCCGCCGGUCCAUUGUCCCUGGUGGUGGUGGGGAACAAGUGGGGCUUCCACGAGAAGCUGCCGUCUAAAAGGGGGGUCGUUCGAGCAACAUUCAAAUUGACCUGGGUUUGAAUCUCCUUACAAAGUUUCAGUCAAAGAAUUCUUUCGUGAAUGUGGCACAUUGUGUAAGACACACCAAACACUUCCUCAGCCAUACUACAACCGACGCCGCUGCAACGACGAUGACGACGCUCGUAGUGGGGAAGAACCUGCCUGGUAGCCGCAAUGAGGAGUUUUUCGGCUGGGAGGAGACUGCGGGAGGACGUGGAGCUGAUGCAGGUGGCGCCUUCGAGGUGGAGCAGCUGAUCCAGCGACAGAUCCGCGCGGACCCGACCGCUCUCUCGCAGAUCUACGACGUUCCAGACGACCAGGACACCUAUUUGUGGCAGUAUGAACAUCUGCGUCAGGUGAUGAAGGAGUUGAACGUGCUGGUAGCUCGACUUGAUGGUAGCUGCACCCGCGAGUCGUGCCCUGUGAUGAAGGCCACGGACGACUGGGUGUUCCUGUGCGCAGCCCAUAAGGCGCCCAAGGAGUGCUGCGCCUUCGAGUACAUCGUGCACACCAUGGACAACGUCAACACGCUGCUGACCAGCAGCCGCGUUUUCCCGUCGCGUGUGAGCAUCAGCUCUAACGCAACUCAGUACUUCCAGUCGGUCUCGCGCCGCCUGUACCGCAUCUUCUCGCACACGUACUUCCACCACCCAGAGGUAUUUCAGGAGUUCGAGGACAACUCGUAUUUAUGCCAUCGCUUCGUCUACUUUGCGCUGCACUUCUGUCUUAUCCCCAAGAGUCUGCUGAUCAUCCCUGACAUCGGCUAGAUGCAGCUACCACUACAAAGUGACCGCCGUUUGUGCGUAGAUAAUGUGACUUUCUCUUUCGUUUUCAUACAAGAGCGUUAAUUAGUGAUUCAAUGCUGUAGACUGAGGAUGCAGAGGAGUUCUGUCUACUCUCUUGAAAAAGCUAACUGGCACGGUUCUCACGACCGUCGCAGAUUGUUCAAGCGUGCUUCAAGGUC
Phytophthora nicotianae INRA-310 is the source of this 1110-nucleotide messenger RNA. RefSeq lists its product as hypothetical. The transcript has a single exon. Lineage: Eukaryota; Oomycota; Peronosporomycetes; Peronosporales; Peronosporaceae. The record is from RefSeq and is a predicted model, not a curated record. Bases 278 to 913 code for a protein of 211 amino acids. Gene Ontology annotation, cellular component: cytoplasm.